Molecule: messenger RNA, 1671 nt
Organism: Gigantopelta aegis
Lineage: Eukaryota; Metazoa; Mollusca; Gastropoda; Neomphalida; Peltospiridae
Product: sperm-associated antigen 8-like
Exons: 6
Coding region: 75-683 (202 amino acids)
Biological process (GO): positive regulation of transcription by RNA polymerase II
Cellular component (GO): cytoplasm; nucleus
Molecular function (GO): microtubule binding
Source: RefSeq, a predicted model, not a curated record
GACAACGACUUGGUUUGACUUCCGUGUAAACAACCAGAAACGCACACACACACACAGUCAAGGUGCAAAACAAAAUGAGUGUUCUAAAUGAUGGACGGAAUGAAAUCCGAAUUAACAAUUCUGACGCAAAAUGUCUGUUAGAAAAUUGGGUUGAGGAGCGAGUGGUUCAAAGUCUUUAUCCAGAUGAUGAAGUUGAAAAGACAGGAAACAAGGCUCAACUCUUUCGUAGUGGAAACCAAGGGCUGUUAACUAAUGACUUAAAUGCAAAAGCAGAAAAUUUAACAGUUGUUCGAGACACGUACAGACCUCCAACGAAACCACCUGUCCGGCAAAGAGGUCAAAAAGAAGAACUUAUGGAACUAAUGUUUCUUGAACAAGUUGUUAACGAAAUGAAGUCAAAUGCUGUCGAUCCAGAACGGGAAGUUGAGGAGUAUAAAUCGAUCACUAUGAAAGAUUUCAACAAAGAUGAUUUUGUCUCUGUCCCACCAGCGCCCACAGCUUGUCACGAUUAUAAAACUGAACAACCAAUAACAUUUUGGUCGGAGCACAGAGACAAAGUGACGGGCGUUUCUCAAACUAAGACAGAUUCAGCGUUCAGGAAAAACGAUGCAUUCAGUAAACCUAUUGAUGAAUACUGGAACGAACCUGCACCAUAUGAACAAGAGGAAUAUCCAAAAAUGUGAAACCUAUGACAAAAAUGUACAAAAUACAGAUUAUGAACUAGUUAAAAUGUACAUACAACACAUUCCUGUUUCAUUUCAACUUGUGAAAGAAAAACAGAAGCAAUAUUUAUAUUAGUACUUAGGGAUGCAGUUAAUAUCUAUUUAAAUAUUAAAACUAAUAUGAUCUUUAAAAAACGUAUAAAUAUAUAUCAAUAUUAAUUUUGCAAGUUUUGACAAAUUUAUGAAAAUUAUUUUAUGCAAAAAAAACACCUAAAGCACAAAUUUAGAUAAUAAAAAUUAAAAAUUGCAUUCCUAAUGUACCAAUUUUAGACUUGUCAGUUUUGACAUAUUCACAUCUUCAUUCAAUCACUGAAGUCGACAUCAGAAACAGGAUUCAUGGGAACGUUCAUCAUAAGAUGGGUCACUCAAGAGUAUCACUUUGUUCACAAGCAGCAAAUCAUGUUUGUCAUUCUGUUGCUUUUAAUGUCAUAUAUUUAUUUACCACUAUAUUGGUUGGUCUUGUUUAUUGCCGAUUUCUUUGUUUAUUUCUGAUUGGUAAUAGAGUGUUAUACUGAUGGUACUGUACUUUGAUCAAUCAUGUUGACAGAUGAGGGAUAUUUUUAUUUUUAUUGCUGUAGUUUUGCUACAAUUCCUUAAAAGUAUGUAUACCAGCAGGAUCCCAACUAAAGUUGUGGAAUCUAGCCAGGAGUAUCAAUCUAAAGACACACAGUAGAAAUGAUGUGCAUACUUCCCAAUUUCUGAAAUCUGUCUGUAAUAAAUGUUUAGAAAAAUACAAAAUGUAGUUUUAAGUUUUUGUUAAAUGAUGGUUUAUGAUAUUAGUCUUUUAAAUUUUAUUUCUUCAUGCCAAAUUUAUUAAUAUAAAUGUUGACUAUCCAUGAAUUUUAAACAAUUGUUGCUCACUUUUAUUUUUUGGGCAGUUUUAUUGUGACCUAAUUCAACCAGAUGACAUUUUAAAAUAUAAUAUUGAAUUAAAUCAGUUCAUGCAGAA